Messenger RNA from Tinamus guttatus (white-throated tinamou), 729 nucleotides. The record is from RefSeq and is a predicted model, not a curated record. NCBI's taxonomy places the organism in Eukaryota, Metazoa, Chordata, Aves, Tinamiformes, Tinamidae.
UCCUGGUGGACAAGGAAAGCUCCCCCCGACUACAGCUAGGUUUGCAGUGGGAUGGAUGGAGUGACGACACUGCCUGAGCCAUGAAAGCAGAAUUUGACAUGACGAUUGCUGGGAAGACUCUGUGUGUCUCUCUGCUGCUCAUCAUUGCCAAGCUCAUGGGAACAGUGGGGAACAUCAGAGAGGAAACAGCAGCAGUGGGAGGCAGCUUAGUGCUGACCUGCCCUAACAAAUCAGAGGUACUUUUGGUAACCUGGAAAAUAAAGCCCAAGGCUGGAGGCCACUGCAUCUUGGGAUACAGAGCUGACUGGAAGCAGUCAAACAGAACAAACUGCACUGAGAACAUAACCUGGAAAUCAGGACCAGAGCACGACCCUGCCCUUCAGAUACAGCCUGUGCAAAGAGCCAGUGAGGGAAAUUACACCUGUGAGACGGCUGCUGGGGCUGGGAAUUUCCACAUGACCUACCACCUGACUGUGCUAGUGCCCCCCAAGGUGGCCGUGUACUGCGACAGCCGCGGGAACCCCGUGUGCCAGGCAGCGGCGGGGAAGCCGCCCGCUCGCAUCUCGUGGGUGCCGCGGAGCAGCUCCAGCCCCGAGCACGAAGACCUCGGUGACGGCACAGCGACCGUUCGCAGCACCUUUAUGGGAAAUGGCUCCGACGUGAAAAAUGCCACCUGCCUUGUGUCCCACCCAGCUAUGAACCACAACCAGUCUGUAGCCUGCGGCUCAA